Aspergillus nomiae NRRL 13137 is the source of this 1014-nucleotide messenger RNA. Its product is annotated as translation initiation factor eIF2B subunit alpha. Lineage: Eukaryota; Fungi; Ascomycota; Eurotiomycetes; Eurotiales; Aspergillaceae. The transcript is spliced from 2 exons. The coding region runs from base 1 to 1014 and encodes 337 amino acids. The record is from RefSeq and is a predicted model, not a curated record. Gene Ontology annotation, biological process: translational initiation. Gene Ontology annotation, molecular function: guanyl-nucleotide exchange factor activity; translation initiation factor activity. Gene Ontology annotation, cellular component: eukaryotic translation initiation factor 2B complex.
AUGGCGUCCACUACUCCGGCACCAUCAGAAGCUGCAAAGCCCUUCGAUAUUGUCGCAACUUACAAUGAGCUGCUUCACUCAGAUCCGGACUUGACAAUGCCAAUUGCUGCCAUCGAAGCUUUGGUAUUACUUCUCACACACUCUCCUUCGUCGACGAUAUCAGAAACCCUCGAUUUACUCGAAAAGUCUACUGCCCACCUGAAAAAAUCAAUCCCUAACCCCAUUGGUCUCUCGGCUGGAACCGAUCUCUUCCAACGGUAUCUGAUUACUACGCUACAGCGACCAGGUCAGCUAGGGCCCGCUGGAGAUUUCAACGCUAUCAGAGCCCAUCUUCUCUCGAACGGUCGGUUGUUCAUCAGACGUGCAAAGGAAAGCCGAGACAAGAUUGCUGCGUUUGGAAGGGGAUUUGUUCGGGAUGGCAGUACAGUAUUGACGAACGGUGGAUCCCGAGUCGUCGCUUCAUUAUUGCAGAAGGCCGCUGAUGAGAAGGGUGGGCCUUCUGCGGUACGUUUCCGUGUCAUUUAUGUCCUUUCUCCCGCUAAGGACUCUUCCGCGGAGCCUGAGGGUAUGGAAACAGUGCGCGCGCUGCGCGCAAAGGGUGUCCCGGUUGCUACGAUUCCAGAAUCAGCUGUUGCAUACUCACUCGGCAAGGCGGAUAUUGUCAUCGUGGGUGCGGAAGGUGUGGUGGAAAAUGGAGGCAUUGUGUCUCGUAUGGGAACCUACCAGAUCGGCCUUCUCGCCAAGGCUAUGGCAAAGCCUUUCUACGCUGUGGCGGAAAGCCACAAAUUUGUCCGACUGUAUCCACUUGGGCAAUAUGAUUUACCCAUUGAACAACGAGUGAUUGACUUCAACACCGAAGAAGAUAUCACUGAUGGACACAAGCCACAGUCGGUAGCUCAUAGUUCGGAUGUGGUGGACUUCACACCGCCCCAUCUCAUAUCCGCCUUGAUCACGGACAGUGGCGUCCUAACACCAAGUGCUGUUAGUGAAGAGUUGAUUAAGAUCUGGUUCUAA